UGACGUCAUGUUGCUGGUUCUUUCUAAGGAUUACACGCUACAAAUGCUUGUAGUGCAGUAUUCCAAAUUUCUUCGAUUUCCUUGCUCUCAGCCGUUGUAUUUUACCGUCGGGGAUCUAAAUCUGUUGCAAUAUUAGAGAAGAACCAUGCAGAUAACGUUUAAAACUCUCCAACAACAAACUUUCAAGCUUGAAAUAGACGAGUCUGCAACGGUGGCAGAUCUCAAAAACCAACUGGAAACUGAGAAAGGAAAGGAUGCUUAUCCCAAGGCUAGCAUCAGACUUAUAUAUGCUGGGAAAAUAUUAAAUGAUGACCAGCCAGUAUCAGAGUACAAAAUUGAUGAAAAGGGUUUUGUUGUCAUUAUGGUAACAAAGCCAAAGGCUGCACCCGCUCCAGCUCCAAGCCAACCUGUAACAACACCUCAGCCCACUGCUGCAACAGUCACAGAAAGUACAGCAAGACCUGCAGAUGAGUCUAAGCCUGAAAGCUCUGACGCUGAUAAACCCAAAGUUACAGAUGAGCCUGAAUCAACAACAAGUCCAGCUGUUUCUACUGCUGCUCCAUCAUCUAGCUCGGAUCAAGUUUUGUCCACCGCUGAAUCAACUCUUGUUACUGGGCAGGACUAUGACAGAAUGGUGGAUGAAAUAAGUGCAAUGGGAUUCGAGAGGGAAAAGGUUAACCGAGCUCUCCGAGCAAGUUUUAACAAUCCAGACAGAGCUGUGGAGUACUUGAUGAGUGGUAUACCAGAGAUGCCCCAGUCCCAAGAACAAGACGAACAACAAGGAGAGGGUGGAGACGAUGCACCAGCCUCUGGAGGUAACCUGGAUUUCCUGCGCUCGCACCCUGCAUUCCUUAGCUUGAGGCAGCAGGUUCAACGAAACCCUCAAUCAUUGACACUUUUACUUCAGCAAAUGGGACAGGAAAACCCACAACUCCUGCAGCUUAUUAGCCAAAAUCAAGAGGAGUUCAUAGGUAUGUUAAACAGCCCCGAUAUUGGUCCUGCCCCUGGAGUGGGUUCACAGCCACCCCAGCCUGGCUCAGGAGGUGAACAGGACUUAGAAGCACCACCUGCUGAGGCAGGAUACGUUAAUGUUACACCACAAGAAAAAGAAGCUAUUGAGAGGCUAAAACAACUUGGAUUUCCAGAAGUUCUAGUUAUCCAAGCCUAUUUUGCUUGUGAAAAGAAUGAGACGUUGGCUGCCAACUUUCUACUAAACCAAGCGGAUGACUAAACGUAACCAAGACGUGAUUUUCUCCCGAUCUGUUAAAUUACAAAGUCUCUGAUGUUUUGCAUGUCCGAAAAGAACAUUCUAUUAAAAUUGGAAGUUCAUUUUCUCGCAGGUGGACCAUCUUACCGGCCUAACUAAUACUGCUUAUCAUAAUUAUUAUUAUUAGAUAUGGUAAAGCAUACAAUUAUAAUUAUGGUGUUAUUAUUUUAUUAUUUGCGGUUGUUCGACUUGCUAAGUGUUAUAUUGUACCAAACCCCUGUAAUUAGAAUGUAUUCAGUGAUUUUAUUUCAAUGAUGUUCUUCCAGAUGAUUGUGUGGUCAAUCAUCCUACUCGUCUGAGUCUCAAGAUUCAUAGGCGUUAAAGUGAAUAAACUACUGUAAUUGAUUCUUACAAACUUCCUCGCGAUUAGAUGGGAGUGCAAUUUCUCGAGUCGCUUUGCUAUGGAACAUUGGCCAUGAGCAAAGAGAAAGUUGGCGUGUAUGUCGCUUGUGUUAGAGUCUAAGAUACAUCAUGACAUAAGCAUUUACAAGCUGGGGUGGACACCAAAUUCAGAGUUCGAACUUGGUACAAUUUUGUUGCUUCAGAAUUAAAGAUUUUGUGAUGUAACCAGUUUGAAGAUCUGCAACUGAAUGCAGUUAAGAGACGUUGUCCAGUCACAUUCAUCGUUUUUAGUUUGGAUUAAUAGAGAGCCUGGAAGAGGAAUAUAGGAGCAAGGGCUCAAUAUGCUUUCCUGCCGCUGUGUUCCCUUGGUGGGACGAAAUAUCUGCCCCUCCCCUCGUAUUUCAGCUUCAUUUAUUCAUGGAUGACUAAUACAUCUUUAUUUGUGGUGGAGUUCACGUAGUUAUGCUUACCCAAAGAUCUCAUCGUUACUGCCAUAAUUGCUUGGAUUAAAAUGG
Molecule: messenger RNA, 2124 nt
Organism: Pocillopora verrucosa
Lineage: Eukaryota; Metazoa; Cnidaria; Anthozoa; Scleractinia; Pocilloporidae
Product: UV excision repair protein RAD23 homolog B
Biological process (GO): proteasome-mediated ubiquitin-dependent protein catabolic process; nucleotide-excision repair
Cellular component (GO): nucleoplasm; cytosol
Molecular function (GO): ubiquitin binding; proteasome binding; polyubiquitin modification-dependent protein binding
Source: RefSeq, a predicted model, not a curated record